AUGAAACGACCCUACUAUGAUCGUUUAGAGGAAUGGCCUCAUUCGGGAGACUUCCGAUCUGUAGAUGGUAUAUUCUCAAGCUCGUGGGCGAUAUUUCCUUCACCUGGAAGUUUGAUGGCACCUGAUUUUGAAUUUCACGAAGGACAAAAGUGGGCAGUCAAAAUGGAUGGAGGUGUAUUUGAAGUGAAUUACGAGUUGGUUAAAAUCGACGAUGAACAACAUCUAGCUUUUAUCGAAGGUCGCAACUGUGUCUGCUUAAAUGGGAUGGCGGGAGAUAAACGAUGGAAUGCUUCUUGGAUAGUCGACACGCGAACAGGUGUCAUUCAACGGCUCGAUAUUGAAGAUUUAACUCAAGCCAUCAUUGAACGAUUUUAUAUUAAUGAUCCAAAUAAAAAUCUUCUUGAUCAACCUGAUUUUUAUUCUGAUGCUCAACAAUUAAUUGAUAAAUAUAUUUCGAAACAUCCAUCACAUACACAAAAUACUGCCUAUCAAGUUGAUCAUUUAUCUGGUAUGAGUGUUACAGGUGAAGUUUUAAUCGGUACAGACAAAAAUGAACCCUAUGAUGUACGUUUAACAAAAACUAAUGUUAAUUAUGGUAUUGUUGGUUUAUAUAAUUUUUAUCGUACGCAAAUAAUAAAACAUAAAAGUAAAAAUAAUUUAUAUUUUCUUUUUACACGUUGGGGACGUAUUGGUGAUGCUGAAGGUCAAUAUCAGCUAACACCAUAUUCAACAUUAGAUGAAUGUCGAAAAGAAUUUUUAAAAGUCUUUCGUGAAAAAACUGAUUUUCUUAAAACAUUAAUUAAUCGUCAAGCUAUACGUUUAAAUAUUGAUAAAACACAAUUAGAUAUUGAAUGGAUGCCUGUAUCACAAUUAAAACGUGAAACAUUACAAAAAGCACGUGAUUUAUUAAUUGAAUUAAAAAAUAAUAUUGAGAAAAAACAAGAAUUAACUUUAGCAAUACAACGAGGAAAAACAAUUGAACAACAAAAGCAAUUUAAAACUAUUUUAGAUUCGAUUUAUAAAUAUAUAAAUGAAUAUUAUACAAUAAUACCAUUACGAGGUUAUGCCGAUGAAAAGCUACCUAUUAUUGAUAAUGAAGGUCAACUUAAACAACAAGAAAAAAUAAUUUAA
Molecule: messenger RNA, 1131 nt
Organism: Adineta steineri
Lineage: Eukaryota; Metazoa; Rotifera; Eurotatoria; Adinetida; Adinetidae
Source: the annotation of a GenBank genome assembly